CUGCAUUACCCUUUACGCAUAUCCCCACAUCGAGUUAUUGUACUUUAUUUCUCCUCCUAUUACUUUCUCUCUUCCUUUCUGUACCAAUGCUUUUGUUUCUUAGUCUAAAUUUUUGAAGAGAUUUAGUUUUCAAGGCCUUUAGUGUUGUAGGAGAAUUGGACCCCUGCUUGUUCCAUUGUUAGAAUUGUCCUACAAUUCCUGCUAAUGGCAGAAGAUAUGAAUCUGUCCAUAAAUGGUCAAUCUCAGGUCCCUCCAGGCUUUCGAUUUCAUCCCACAGAAGAGGAACUUCUUCACUACUAUCUGAGGAAGAAAGUUGCCUAUGAGAAGAUUGACCUUGAUGUAAUCCGUGAAGUUGAUCUUAACAAGCUCGAGCCAUGGGAUAUUCAAGAGAAAUGCAAGAUUGGAUCCACCCCACAGAAUGAUUGGUACUUUUUUAGCCACAAAGAUAAAAAGUACCCGACUGGGACUCGAACAAAUCGUGCUACAGCAGCUGGGUUUUGGAAGGCUACAGGCCGAGAUAAGAUCAUCUAUAGCGGCUUUAAAAGAAUUGGAUUGAGGAAGACCCUAGUGUUCUACAAGGGAAGAGCUCCACAUGGACAAAAAUCAGAUUGGAUCAUGCAUGAGUACAGGCUAGAUGAAAACAUCCAUGACACUAACGUUUCUAAUUCAGUAGGAGAGUCAAUGGCUGAAGAUGGGUGGGUGGUUUGCCGUGUAUUCAAAAAGAAGAAUUAUCAGAAGGCCCUAGAGAGUCCUAAAACCUCCUCUAUGUCUAUGGACUCCAACAAUGAGCUACUAGCUUCAAGAAAUGACGAGGUCUUGGAUCAAAUACUUAUGUACAUGGGAAGGACUUGCAAGCUUGAAAACGAGUCAUUCAACAAUAUUAACAUCUCUGACAACAGUAACCCCUUGAGAUUUCUGACUGCAAAGCAAACAAGCAACUUCAGUGAAGGGCUUCAUGAUAGGUUCAUGCAUCUCCCACGGCUGGAGAGUCCAAACCUUCCUUCACUUCCCAUCAAUAACUCUCCCUUUGAUCAUCAAGACCAUAAUUUCAAAGCUUGUUAUCAAGCAUUUGAUGAAAUGCUCAAUGAAACUGAACCUUCUACUACCAACCAAGCUAGUGGCUGUGAUACUCACAUGACCCCAGUUCAUGAUCAUGACCCAAAAACUAGGCUCAGUGAUUGGGUUGCCUUUGAUCGAAUGGUAGCUUCUCAGCUUAAUGGCCAAGAAGAGACAUCCAAGCAAUUAUCUUGCUUUAGUGACCCCAACAUGGGCUUUUGUCCUCCUCAUCAUGAUGAUGUACAAUUGUCAGACCUACGUACCAGUCGGCUAGGUCAAAUCUCACCCGUCUACAAUACUACCGAGAAUGAUAUAUGGAGCUUUACAAAAUCAUCAUCACCAUCUUCAUCAGACCCUUUGUCCCACUUGUCUGUAUAACCGUACUAUUGAUCAGUACAUCACUAUAAUGGUAUUUGCCAAGUCUAGGUAUAUGUACGUAGUAUAAACAGCAAAACAUGUAUUCAAAUAAGUAAUAAGGUGACAUAUUUGAGAGGUGGUGGCUUUAUUAUUGUUUUUAGAGAA
This is a messenger RNA of Quercus robur (English oak), 1578 nucleotides long. Its product is annotated as NAC domain-containing protein 43-like. Bases 205 to 1434 code for a protein of 409 amino acids. NCBI's taxonomy places the organism in Eukaryota, Viridiplantae, Streptophyta, Magnoliopsida, Fagales, Fagaceae. Gene Ontology annotation, biological process: regulation of DNA-templated transcription. The record is from RefSeq and is a predicted model, not a curated record. Gene Ontology annotation, molecular function: DNA binding. The transcript is spliced from 3 exons.